UGAAGGUGUGGAAAGAGCAGCUGCGAGAAGCGGAAAAAUCAUCAAAAAACGACAGUUGUUCACGGAGGUUACUACAGAAAGACCCUUGGUUCUGGAAAAUGGAUCACAAUUACAACCACUAUAAAUAAAACAAAAAAAAACAAAAAAACAAAAGAACCCCAUUAUAGAAAUAAAAAAAAAAGAAAAUGCCGACAAGAAUGGUAACAUACUUGAGAGAAAGAACUGUGUAUGUGGCAGUUCUUGUAGAGGGGCCAAGAAAAAGGAGGAGCAGUUCAACAAAUAACAAAUAUCAUCAUCAUCAGCACCAUCAACAUCUUCAUGUUAGACAUGUUGCUAAUGGUGGAGGAUACAAUAGAAAAGCUCAGCUUCUUGAAUACUCAAGAAAUCUUCGAGCUUCGCCUCGAUCACAGCCAUCAACACCUCUGGUUCCAAAGCCAGUCCAAAGACAGAAUUCUCAGAUUGUUGCAGUGAAAAACAAGCCCAAACAUGUAACCUUUCCAACUUGUAUGGGAAACUGGAAAUUUGUUAUGCCAAGGUUCCUCAGAUCAUUCACGUCUCAGAAUAAGAAAUCCAAGAAAAAGAAGAAUAUGGCUUCUAAAACCAAUAAAAUAAAAGCCAUGGUGAAAAGUUUUCAAGUUCAAAGAAAGCCUGGCCUUUUCUCCAAAUUUUUUGCCUCGCUACGAAACAGUCGUCGAUGAACAGACUCAUCACCUAAGUCCAACAAUCAUGGUGUUCAAAGGUCCAUCAAUUAACAAACUGAAGAGUGAUAAUUGCUAUAAAUCUUACUUGCAUGUUCCCUUUUCAUUUCAUUUUACUUCUUUUUCUUUCCCCUAUUUAGAAGAAGGUCACCUGAAUGAAUUUCGCUAAUUUAGGUAAACUGCAUUACAGUCAAUCUUAGUCUGAUUACAGUGUAUGCUAAAAUGCAAAACUUUAUUUAUUGAAGAUAUAUA
Lycium ferocissimum is the source of this 950-nucleotide messenger RNA. RefSeq lists its product as uncharacterized. NCBI's taxonomy places the organism in Eukaryota, Viridiplantae, Streptophyta, Magnoliopsida, Solanales, Solanaceae. The record is from RefSeq and is a predicted model, not a curated record. The coding region runs from base 186 to 698 and encodes 170 amino acids. The transcript is spliced from 4 exons.